GCUCUGAAGAAGACGAAAGUGCUUUUUGAUGGAGUUUGACGAAGAAAUUAACAGGCAAUUGAAUUCAGGUCCUCAGUCAUUGAUAGUGAAUACGAUAUUACGAUAGAUGACAUCAUAACUUCGAAACUUAAAGUAUCGAAUUUUGAAAUGGAUCAGGGAGGUAUCUAUGAUUUUAAAGAAGACGACCAUUUAGAUCAACGGUUCAUGUUUUCAAGGAGGAAUGAAAACUUGAAUUCUUCGGGAUUUACUUCAAGGCAACAAUCUGUUGGCAACUGCUAGCAAUUCACCUCAAACCGAUGAAAAAUGGACGCUGAAGCAUAAGGAGUACUCACCCGGACAUGUCGAGCUUAUGCCAAAUACUGGUGUCUACAUUGAAGAGGCAGAACUCUAAAAUUGAUUGAAAUCUUCAAAGACAUGUACUUCAUUGACAAGACGACUCACUGCAAAUAUAUUUACUGAGUCUGUAAGUAAAUUUAUUCUGUUCCUGAUACUUAGCCGAGCGCGGUGUAAUUUACAGCACUCGACUUCAGAAUGUUUAAUCACGCAGAAAGUAACGUCAACAUAUUAUACAAAUUUAAUUUUUUGUUCGUGGAAAUGACAUCACUUGCUCACUGGCUGAGUAUUCGUUCAGAGAAGGUUUGAAUCCGUCUAAAUGCACAUUGUUAGUAGAUUCGAUGCAAAAAAAAAACUUUAGACAGCUGUUCGAUGUACGACAAAACUUGUCUAAUGAGAUGGUAGAGUUCAGCACACCCUGCCAGACAGUGUGGCGCCAAAUGAAUUAUAGCGAUUCGAGGUAGAUUGCGUGUGGAAAGUUGUAACUUUUGCAGAGUUCUAGAAGGACCUAUGGACUUUAUUACUUCUUGGCGAGGAUAAAUACACGGGUCCCACUAAAUUCAACUUCACUUUUGCUCUGAACUUCUACGGAGGAACACUACAAGAUCAAGAUGGCGCUGGUGUUAUUCCUGCUGUUCCUGAUUAUUGCUUCGAUUGGAGUCCAAUCAAGCCCUGCAAAUGACCCGGAAAUCCUUCAAGAUGCACCCAUCAAUUCAGACGACAUUCCGCUGGAAAUGGAACUAGCUUUAGAACGCGUCCGCCAGGAGGAUGCGUCAACGCCUGCGGAGCAUUGCCUGAAGUUGGGAGAAAUGUGUCGAAACUCGAAAAUUUCCUGCUGCAAGACCCAAACUUUGAAAGGCGGAGAUAUUCGGACAACCGAUGGCGUGUGCUUCUUAUUCGGCGAAGGAAGGUGUGAGGCGCGGGUCAACAUACCUAAUUACAACAGAUAUCUUGAACUUGCCAAGAAAGCUAACGAAAGUAACUACAGAAGUACAGAGGGCUUCGUUUUCAAUAUUCGAAGGAGAUACUUUCUCCGUUUUUUUUAUCGGGCUCUUCUAAGAGGCCUGUAAGCUUAAAAGAUGUAGAGAAGUAUUCAGUGUCUGUACUUUUGUACUUUUUUGAUCUCAUGUAGAUUAAGUGAAAUUGUCGUAGAUUUAAGGAAUUGAUACAGUAAAUUUGUAACAACAUA
Messenger RNA from Cydia pomonella (codling moth), 1522 nucleotides. RefSeq lists its product as uncharacterized. The record is from RefSeq and is a predicted model, not a curated record. The coding region runs from base 945 to 1403 and encodes 152 amino acids. NCBI's taxonomy places the organism in Eukaryota, Metazoa, Arthropoda, Insecta, Lepidoptera, Tortricidae. The transcript is spliced from 2 exons.